UCCCUUUCAUAACGCAAUAGAAUGCCUUUAAAUAUUGUAUGGCGGGCUCUUUGUAUAUUGAAUACCAUUUUUCAUUUCGAUCGGGUUCGUUUAUUAUACGAAAGUGAAAGUAAGAGCACCACACACACGUGUUGUUAUACUUGUGCUGAAAAAUGACAGAUACUGGUACUGAGGAUGACGAUUGGCUAUUUGAUUCGGUUACAAGAUACAAACAUCUGCACAUGUACGAUCUACAAUAUCCAGUGACAGCAUUAGAAUGGAUUGACACAAACGGUUUCUGUGUUGCAACAAGAGGGAUGUAUAAACAUGAAGUAACUGAACUUAGCCUUCCAGAUAAACUAUGUUCAGCUGAAGAUAUGGCAUUGUCAAAGAACAGAGAUUUCCAGGUUCUUACGGGUGGGUUCAGUUCCACAGAGAUCAGGGAUAUCAAGCACAUCCUGGGAACAAGAUUAAUUUGCACAAGUGCUGUCAAUGCCGAAGGUCAGCUGGUUAUAUGGAAUUUAGGAUCUCAUGAUACAGAUCUGAUUAAAGUAGACAGAAAGUUGAAGAACAUAAAACCAAGAGGAUCAUGGUCAUUAAUAGCAGUACAAAAUCAGGAUCAUGUGACUUUUGGUUCUCAUGGAGAUAACCUUUGUUGCACAGACAUCAUAGCCCAUUCUAUUGUACAAGGCACUAGUGAAUUUUCAAAUGCUGGCAAAAUUACAAGCAUCAGAAAAUCGGACUCACAUACUGUGUUUUGUUGUCUUAUAAAUGGAAAAUUACUUAAAUGGGACAGGAGGGAGAAAUUACCAGUUGUUCUUGACACUAGUUCUGAACAGUCUUCUAACUGGACUCUAGAUCUUAAAGGGAAUGAUGUAGUUCAGUUAUCAUGUAUGGGUCGUGUUCAUUUCCUUGAUGUCAGGAAACCUGACCAGAAGAUAAGCUCCAGUAAUAUUGGCUUAACAUCUAUAGAUGUAGAGAACCUCAGAAUUUGUUUAAAGAAGGAGAAUGAUCACCUUAUGCAGUACUCAGUUUCAGGGUUUGAUGGAAAUGUUUACCUGUAUUCAAAAGAAUCAUCAUCCCCAAUAUUUGUUCAUGAAGGACAUGUUAGAAAUUGUAGUGAUGACCCUUUGGUUGUUAAGGUUGUAACUCAUCUAAGUCACCCAAUAGAGGAUGUAAUUUUAUCAGCUGCGACGGACGGGUCCUUGCAUGCAUGGCAGAACACUUGAAGAAAGGGUUCAAACUAUUAUACAGUUGAACCUUUAUUUGUAAAACUGGAUGGAACUGAGAAGAAAAUACUUACAGAUAUCUGAGGAUUUGAGAUAUCCAGGAAAAAUUAUUUAAAGAUUAAGCUUUUGAGAAUUUCAAAUCAUUUCAACAUAUCCAUUGUAUUUGAGAUUUCAGUUUUCAUCAAGAUACUUUAAUUUCAAAUGC
Molecule: messenger RNA, 1413 nt
Organism: Saccostrea cuccullata (small rock oyster)
Lineage: Eukaryota; Metazoa; Mollusca; Bivalvia; Ostreida; Ostreidae
Product: WD repeat-containing protein 73-like
Exons: 10
Coding region: 153-1208 (351 amino acids)
Biological process (GO): cytoplasmic microtubule organization
Cellular component (GO): cytosol; spindle pole
Molecular function (GO): protein binding
Source: RefSeq, a predicted model, not a curated record